Molecule: messenger RNA, 1332 nt
Organism: Microthlaspi erraticum
Lineage: Eukaryota; Viridiplantae; Streptophyta; Magnoliopsida; Brassicales; Brassicaceae
Source: the annotation of a GenBank genome assembly
AUGGAAGCUACUGCCGUCAAAUUCCUUGGAAAUCCCUCCAUUGUCACCGCCUCCAGAACCAUUCAACAAUGCCGAUCAACCAUUCUCUCGCUUCAAAACUCUUACAGUUACCGGAACAAGCACUUGCUUCCUCUCUCGCUCACAGUUACAAGAUGCUCGACCACCAAAAGUAGCCAAACGGGUCAAGAUUCGAUUUUCGAAUCAUCACAAUCCGGAAACUUAUCGUCGUCUUCAAAAAGAGGUCUGGUUCUCGAUCUAGGCCUUUCUUCUGAUUCGUGGGACAGCGAGGAGAUUGGGUCUCCGGUUGUGAAGAGGUUUCUCAGCGAUAACGAAGAGAGAUGGUACAUGUGGUACCACGGAAGCUCCAAUCAAAACCCACCUUCCGAUUCCGUCGGAUUAGCAGUUUCAAACAAUGGGAUUCACUGGGAAAGAGGUAAAAGGAAAGUUGAGUCAACCGACGAUGUGGGUUUGGUUAUGAGCUCUUGUGAAGACUGGUGGGCUUUUGACAAGGCAAGUGUUCGACCUGGUGAAGUAGUGAUCAUGUCGAGCUCCAAAGUCAGAGCUAACAGCUCUGUUUACUGGAUGUAUUACACAGGCUACACUACCGAGACUGCUGAGUUUGAAUCUAAAGUUUCCACUUUUGGUUUUGGAAAUCCAGAAAGGUUUCACCUUUGUGAUGAGAAGGUUGAGAAAGCUAUGGUUUUUAGGUCACUCCCUGGGCUGGCAAUUAGUCAAGACGGUAGGCAUUGGGCUAGAAUUGAAGGUGAGCAUCAUAGUGGUGCCUUGUUUGAUGUUGGGUCUGAUAAAGAUUGGGACUUUCUCUACAUUGCAUCCCCACAUGUGGUUUUCCAUGGAAGUGGCGAUCUUAGGAUGUAUUACCAUUCGUUCGACGCGAAAACCGGCGAAUUCGGAAUCGGUAUGGCGAGGUCUAGAGAAGGGAUCAAGUGGGUUAAAUUAGGUAAGAUCUUAGGAGGAGGAAGGUAUCCUUGUGUGACAAGGAACAAGAGAGAUGGGAGUUAUGUGAUGGCCUAUGAAGGUGUUGAUAGUAAAGGGAAGAUGAGCAUUGGGUUAGCGGUUUCGAAAGACGGGCUAAAUGAUUGGAAGCGGGUGGAGGACGGUGGUGAAGCGGUGGUUACUGUUGGUGAAGGCAAGGCGUGGGAUAAUGAAGGAGUUGGAUGUCCUUACUUGGUUGAGAUGGAUGGAGACUGUGAUCAUCAAUGGAGAUUGUACUAUAGAGGUGUUGGUAAUGGAGGAAGAACAGGGAUUGGUCUUGCUGUAUCUGAGGGGAGUGAGAUCACUAAGUUUACUAAACAGACAGGGAUUCACUUCUGA